CAUGCGGGUAGCUGGAACGCGCAGUCAAGGAAUAUUUUACCCCCAAGGAACCCUUUAGUCUUAAACCAUCCAUGCGUGCGGCGUUCACAUUGAGGAAGGCUUCUGACAAAUAGUGCACGGACUGUGUAUACCUUGGAAUGAAUAAGUGAUGAUUCAUGGUAUAAGACCUGCGUUAUUUUUGUUAGUUUCUAUGGUGACGUCACACAUGACCACACAUGUGUACAUGCAUGAGACAUGUAGAUACGAUGUAGUGUGUUGAUGCUGGUGCUGAUAUCGUGCUAUGAAGCAGGAUGUAUAUUGUGUUACUCAGAUGAGAUAUAAUAACUGCUAGCAAUGGAUAACGGUGGUACCACUGUUGGUGGUGUUAAGCUGGAGACAAUCGUGUAUAUUGGUAUCGCUGCCGAUGUCGUGCUGGCUGUCGUGGUGGGGGUCCUCAUCGUCUGGUGGAGGAACAAUUCCAAGAAAAGACGGGACGCGAAGAUACAGGCAUAUCGAGAUGCUGCUGCGGACUCCAGAUCGGAUUUCGCCGACGACGGGUCAGUGACCCCACGACAGGUGGACAGACCCCCUGACCAGGUACAAGGCCAUCAACAGCUAGCUGGGGAGCGAGUGGCCUCCCGGUCGGUUCAUCGAGACAUGCGAAUCGGGAACACCGAACGUGGCCUUUAUCAAAACGGGGCUAUGGCGUGGUCGAUGCAUUGUGUACGCUCCAGUGAAGUUCGCACAGAAUUCACAGAGGUGGAGGAAGACUUUGGGUUUCUGAAUGAUAAUCAAUCCGGAAAAAGUCAGCAGAGUGGUCAUGUGGUGUCCGGACCUCCACCCCACGUGGUCGGCGCUGCAGAUACCCGUGUGUCCUUUCAUGAGGCCAUUAACUCAGAAAACCAGGAAGAUGGAGCAUAUACCGUGGAGAAUGACGAGAGGGUGGUCCACAACCCACUGUCAGCGUCCCGUAAGGCUGCAAACGCUUUCGAGGAGGAAGCCACAGAGGAACAUGAAGUAGCGAAGUCGGUUUACUACACCUACAACGACCCACCGACACUCGAAACACCACAAGACGACCUCGUGGAGGGUGAUGAAGCAGGUGCCCCUUCAUCCCUGGACUAUCUUGAACCUCUUCAAACCUCAGCAGCUUAUGAGGAAGAGGAGGAAGGGGGCCGGGAAUCGGUAGCAUCAGAGGAAGAGUAUUCCCCACCAUCACCGCCCCCUCCACCUCCACCUCCACUUUCGCAAGAGGAUGAGACGGUAUUUAUAAAUGAGGAGUUGCGGACGACGACUAACCACUACUACUCUUCUCUUGAUAGCCAGGGCAAGGAUGUUGGAACCGAAGGUGAAGAGGUUCGGAUCCACGAUAUGGCAGAGUGGUCCAAGAUGAACUUUGGAAAUGAGGAGCCUGAGAAACGUUAUAUCAUUCAGCUGGAGGACAGUACUGAUGUCAUGUGAGAUGCUGACAUACUGCACGUCAUGGUCGAUUGUAGUAACAUACAUGUAUAAUAUACUCCAUUCCACAGUCACCUGUGAAUGCUUACGGUCCCUUUGCAGUGUAAUAGGGAUGCUUGCCUAUUUGAAUAAUCAAUGAAAUGAGUGUAAUAGCAUAGACGUAGUCAAAUUAGCUCAGUAGUAUAGGUGAUGGGGGUACUGGUUCAGCUGAGACAGUACCCCCAUCGCCUAUACUACUAGCUCUGUUCCGCGCAUGAAGUUUGAAUGAACCCUACUGUUUCGUCACUAUGUCACAUGUUGCAUAAGUUGUAAUCUGAGCGCUCAUUGGUCAGGGGUUUGGUUUGGUGGCUAAAUUUAGCGACUACCCAGAGAAGACAUACAGACAGAUAUUUUAUUUACGUCUCACUGUGUGUACAGGCAUACAUAAAUACAUUGAUAAAACAUUUUAAAAUAUACACACACAUUUCCUUUUGGAAUUAUGAGAGACUAAAUCUAAAAUAUAUACAACAUAAUUAAUCUGAAAAUAAAAAGGUAUAAAAUACAAUAGCUAAAAAUAGAUGCACCCAUUACUAUGUGCUAUAUAAAAGACGACGCCUGCGUUCGAGUAUUGCAUAAGUGGUUUUGGCAACAAUAUUUACUAAGUCAAUAGAGGAGAACAAAUAACAUAGUUUAUCAACAUCACUAAAAUCAUAAUAACUUUCAUUCAUCUCAUAUGCAGUACAUUCCAUGGCAUGUCUCAGAUCAUCAUAUACAGGACAUUUCAGUAUAACGUGGGUCUCAUCUUCUGUCUCAUUACAACAAGCGGCUGUAUAUUUUCACAGGUGAUGGAGAAAGGUCGUGUAUACACACCCAUGAAUGAAUAUAACGAUGACUGCGCAUAUGUUUGUCGGUACACACAUGGUGUGUGUUCUCGCAGGAAGGUUGUAUUGCCAAACAACAUUUGUCAAAGAGGGCUGAUUAUGUCUCAACAAAGGAGUACUUUACUGUACGGAUUUCAAAACUCAACAGAUUUUUUGUCUCGUAAAACUUUGCCAUCAACAUUAGUGCUUCCUUUGAACAUGAACGUCUCGUCGAGUCAACAAAGACUUUAUUGCUUUAGUAUUACAUGGAAUGUGUAUGAAAGCAAUAAUAUAAGUUGUAGCUUCUAACGGAGACAAUAAGGUUUAAUAUUCCCUGUGUGUUGUUGUGUACCCUGAGCGAAUGUCUUUCGUUGAGGUUGAGAUACAAAGCCUUUGUUGCCCGAGUGACAUUUAAUCUCAACACUCCGUACGUCUCAAGUCAAUGUUAACAUACAUUACGCAACGCCGUUUCACUGUAAGGAGCUUGGUAUGUCUGUUGCAAUGACAGAAGGAUUUUGUUUUCAUUUGUACUCCGCUAUAGCUGGGGGACAUUGAAAUAUUUACCGCCAUUGACCAAUAAAUUCAAGUAUUUCACAUAUAUGGUGAAAUAAAGAUGCCAACAUACUGGCAAUAGAACAUAUGACGAUUUCAGAGUUAUUUCAAGUUUGUUAUAUCUGUGGUUGACUGUAUAAGUCGAUAGUAAGUUUUGUUUCUUAAUUUGAUUAGCAGCUAUCAGAGUUAAGCUUUAUGGAAUAAUAUAUACAAUAAUCAGAAGGAUCGUGGUGAGGCCUUGCGAGGUCGUGGUGAGAAUACUUUUGAUUAGAUUAUAGAGCUUCUAUGUCAAGUAUUAUAUGAUUUGUUAAUGGAUAACCAUGUUUACUGUAUAUUUGUAUAUAUCCAUUUAAAGGACCUAACGUUGACCUUAUUGUCAAUCGUUAAUAGAACGCAAUUAACAGGUAUGUUGUUAACAAAUCAUAGUGUACGAUCAUUCUUGUUCUUAUAUGAACAUCAGCAUUGUUUUGUUUUUAAAAUUAGCUGUAAGAAAUUGGAUUUUGUAUGCUUUGAAAUCAAAUAUGGAUCGAUAGUUUAGUCUGGAUAUAACUGGAAUACUGUUAAAAGCAGUGUGAAACUUAACUCACUCACUCAUUAGCCAGUGGAGGGCUGUCAGGUAGCCUCGUGGUUAAAGCGUUCGCUCGUCAUGCUGAUGGCACGGGUUUGAUUCCCGACAUGGGUACAAUGUGGGAAGCCCAUUUCUGGUAUCCCCCGCCGUGAUAUUGCUGAAAUAUUGCUAAAAGCGGCGUAAAACUCACUCACUCAUUAGCCAUUCGACCAUUUGAUAUUAUGUUGGAUCUGGGGUAUAUAUUAAAUGGUCACCCCCUUAAUAGUUGUUCAACCUAGAGAAAGGAGCUAUGUGUAGUGUGUAGGUACAACGUUCCCCUUGCUGAAUCUAAAAGAAUAUUUUUUGUACUUUUUAUAUUGAGAAUAAAAAUGUUCUAUGCUUCA
Molecule: messenger RNA, 3779 nt
Organism: Haliotis rufescens (red abalone)
Lineage: Eukaryota; Metazoa; Mollusca; Gastropoda; Lepetellida; Haliotidae
Exons: 6
Coding region: 334-1440 (368 amino acids)
Source: RefSeq, a predicted model, not a curated record